AUGUCUUCAGCAGUUGUUCAAAUAUAUGCAGCAGAUCGCAAUGCUGUGUGGUCAAAGAAGUGCUGUGGUGUAGCUUGCCUUGUGAAGGACAAUCCCCAGAGGUCAUAUUUUAUCAGAAUAUUUGACAUUAAGGAUGGGAAAUUAUUGUGGGAGCAGGAGCUGUACAAUAACUUUGUAUAUAAUAGUCCUAGAGGAUAUUUUCAUACCUUUGCUGGAGAUACAUGUCAAGUUGGUCUUAAUUUUGCUAAUGAAGAAGAAGCUAAACUAUUCCGCAAAACAGUAACAGAUUUACUUGGACGACGGCAGAGAAAAUCUGAAAAAAGACGAGACCCACCAAAUGGUCCAAAUCUACCAAUGGCAACUGUUGAUAUCAAAAACCCAGAAAUUACAACUAACAGAUUUUAUACUCCACAAGUCAACAAUAUUUCAUAUACCAAAGAAAAGAAGAAAGGAAAAACUAAAAAGAGAAGAUUGACAAAGGCAGAUAUUGGAACACCGUCUAAUUUCCAACACAUUGGACAUGUUGGUUGGGAUCCAAACACAGGUUUUGAUGUGAACAACUUAGACCCAGAACUGAAAAACCUGUUUGAUAUGUGUGGAAUUUCAGAGGCUCAGCUAAAAGACAAAGAAACUUCAAAGGUCAUAUAUGAUUUCAUUGAAAAAACAGGAGGUGUGGAAGCAGUUAAAAAUGAACUGCGCAGACAAGCUCCACCUCCACCACCACCUUGCAGAGGAGGACCCCCUCCACCUCCACCACCACCUCCCCAUAGCUCGGGCCCACCUCCUCCCCCUGCUAGGGGCCGAGGGGCACCACCUCCACCUCCUUCAAGAGCUCCCACAGCAGCACCUCCACCCCCACCUCCGUCUAGACCUGGUGCAGCAGUGCCCCCGCCGCCUCCAAACAGGAUGUAUCCUCCUCCUCCACCAGUGCAUUCAUCCUCUGCACCUUCCGGCCCCCCUCCUCCGCCACCACCACCUGCAAGUGGCUCCUCUGCUCCUCCGCCGCCUCCUCCUCCUCCACCCCCUCCUGGGCCUCCUCCACCACCAGGCCUUCCUUCAGAGGUCGAUCACCAGCUUCCAGUCCCUACAGGAAACAAGGCAGCACUCUUGGAUCAAAUCAGAGAAGGAGCUCAGUUAAAGAAAGUAGAACAGAACAGUCGACCGGUGUCCUGCUCAGGAAGAGAUGCACUGUUAGACCAGAUACGACAGGGUAUACAGCUGAAAUCUGUAUCUGAUGGUCAGGAGAGUGCACCACCUACGCCUGCACCCACCUCAGGAAUUGUGGGUGCCUUAAUGGAAGUUAUGCAGAAAAGGAGCAAAGCCAUUCAUUCUUCAGAUGAAGAUGAGGAUGAAGAUGAUGAAGAAGACUUUGAGGAUGAUGACGAAUGGGAUGAUUGAUCAUAUAUUAUUAUAUAUAUAUAUUUUUUAAGGUGAAUGAUAUACUAAACACUACUUUCUGUCUAUGGAUUCUGUAAAAUUAUCAUGUAAAUGUUCUACCAAUUUGCUGUAUAUUUUUGUUGCCUUUUGCUUUUUUAUUAAUCUGUGCAAUACCUCAUUUAAUCUGUAAAGGUUUGUCAUAAUCCUCUACAAAGCUACUCCCUGUUAAUGUGUGCAAGUUUACACCUGGAUGAUCACGUACAUGUGAAUACUUUCCAUUCCAUCAAUAAGGGAGUUUAAAUGUAAUAUGUGAGACUGACAAAAACCUUAAUGUAAUUUAGUUAUAAUGCAAGAAGGAAAACACUAUUUUCAUACCCUACUUUUUCUGUAUCUAAAUUUUCUUAUUAAAACCUAGUAUAGCAC
Messenger RNA from Merops nubicus (carmine bee-eater), 1800 nucleotides. It is a transcript of the gene WASL, whose product is annotated as Wiskott-Aldrich syndrome-like. The transcript is spliced from 10 exons. Gene Ontology annotation, molecular function: actin binding. Gene Ontology annotation, biological process: actin filament organization. The record is from RefSeq and is a predicted model, not a curated record. NCBI's taxonomy places the organism in Eukaryota, Metazoa, Chordata, Aves, Coraciiformes, Meropidae. Bases 1 to 1398 code for a protein of 465 amino acids.